CGGAUCUGCUGCUUCCGGUAGGCAUCAUUUCAUCACGGGCUUGGCGGGCUCUGGGAAAACGACUCUCCUCCGAGAGACGGUAUCGAGAUUGCGUGUGGACGGCUUCGAUGUCUAUGUAAUAUCGGCAACAGGAUUAGCUGCCAAUAUCGCAAAUGGUACGACUCUGAUGGGCUUUUUUGGCUUGGAAUUCGACACCAGUAACCACCAGCCUUUCGACAACUCGUAUAUGCGAGAUGCGAACGAGGUGGCGACUCAAAUGGAAGCAGGCUUAC
Perkinsus marinus ATCC 50983 is the source of this 272-nucleotide messenger RNA. RefSeq lists its product as hypothetical. Gene Ontology annotation, biological process: telomere maintenance; DNA repair. The transcript has a single exon. The annotation marks the transcript as partial. The record is from RefSeq and is a predicted model, not a curated record. Gene Ontology annotation, molecular function: DNA helicase activity. Lineage: Eukaryota; Perkinsozoa; Perkinsida; Perkinsidae.